GGUGCAGUUGGAACCAGUCCACAGUUGGACUGGAUCCGAGCCGUUUGACAUAAUGCAUGAACGGACCGUCCGAUGACCGAAAACGAUUUUUCGAUGUUGUCCGGGAACGAGGUUCGAGCGGUCACUUUACCGGACCUUGGGACUUUACCGGACCUGACCUAACCCAAACGUGACCGGUCGUCGGGCGGACUCGGACGCCAGAGCAACACCACCAGCAGCACCGAGCCACUGCGGCUUUUUCGAGAACUGGCGUAGCGUCCCUGGACUACUUUCCCUCAAAUCAAGCAAUCUUUCUGAUAAAUCUAGAGAGGGGGUAUGAUAAAGAAUUAAUACCCACCCAGGGCUAGGGAGAGGAGGAGUGCGAGAGGGAGAGAUGGUGGUGGUGGCGGGCGUCAACGGGGUUGGGAAUGGCGUGGUGGGGCGGGCGCACGCGACGAUGGCGGUGGUGCAGGUGAUCGCCGGGGGAUACCACGUGAUCGCGAAGCUGGCGCUGAACGUGGGGAUGAAUCAGGUCGUCUUCUGCGUCUUCCGCGACCUCCUCGCCCUCUCCAUACUCGCCCCCGUCGCCUUCCUCCGCGAUCGAAAGGUCCACCCUCCACUAACUCGCCGCCUUCUUGCAUCAUUUUUCAUUCUUGGGUUAACUGGGAUUUUUGGAAAUCAGCUUUUAUUUCUUAUUGGUCUUAGCUACACAAAUCCAACUUAUGCUGCUGCUAUUCAGCCUUCAAUACCAGUCUUUACAUUCAUCUUGGCUGUGGUAAUGGGCACUGAGAAGGUAAAUUUGCUCACAUAUGAAGGUCGGGCAAAAGUCGGCGGCACACUCAUCUGCGUUCUAGGUGCAGUUUUAAUGGUACUGUAUAGAGGUCCAGCUAUAAUUGGAAAUAAUGCCUUUGAGCUAGCAGCUCAAAGUGAGAUCAGUGCAAAGCCCCAGCCUGAGCCAGUUGGAUGGCUAGCAUCUGGAUUGCUUGAGUUUGGACUUGAGAAGUGGCAUAUUGGUGUUCUAUGCUUAAUAGGAAAUUGUUUAUGCAUGGCCACUUAUCUUGCUUUACAGGCUCCAGUCUUGGCAAAGUAUCCCUCCAGCUUGUCUUUGACAGCAUAUUCGUACCUUUUUGGGGCCAUUUUGAUGGUUUUCUCGGGAUUCUUUGCUACUAAUAAUUAUGCAGAUUGGACAUUGACACGGUCUGAGAUUUUUGCAGUUCUAUAUGCAGGUGUUGUGGCAUCUGCUCUUAACUAUGGGCUAUUGACAUGGUCCAAUAAGAUUCUAGGUCCUGCACUUGUGGCUUUGUAUAAUCCACUUCAACCUGUAGUGUCUGCUUUAUUAUCAAGAAUUUUCCUUGGGAGCCCAAUCUAUCUUGGAAG
Molecule: messenger RNA, 1356 nt
Organism: Elaeis guineensis (African oil palm)
Lineage: Eukaryota; Viridiplantae; Streptophyta; Magnoliopsida; Arecales; Arecaceae
Source: RefSeq, a predicted model, not a curated record